CUCAAACAUCACGCCAGACCACUAAUGGGUGCAUAAUGCUACGCAAACCUUAGAACGGUAGUCAGCUAAGUUAACAUAGUAUUCAAUAUUUCCAAAUAUUUGAGCAAUUUACUUGGAACAGGACAGUUGAGUGGCUAGAAUACCUUCACUUUUAUAGCUUGAGAUCCUAGACCGCUUCUUAAAACCAAGUUUCUGAAAACCGAAAUAUAAACAACAGUUGUCAUAGUAACAGUAAAUUCAACAUUGUUGAAAAAGUCAGAUGGAGAAUACAAAGCCAACUGGGAUGCGGCGUGCAUCUCAUUGGUCUACUGAAGUCGAAAAUGCAUAUAGGUUUCAGUUGGCGGGUUACAGAGACGAAGUGGAAUAUUUUAACUAUAAUAAUGCUGACCCGGAGAAGUGGACAAAUACGGGAUUUGUUAAAAAACUGAAGCGACGAGAUGGUCUGUUCUACUAUUUUAACAAGAAUAGGGAGUGUUCAGACAAAGAUAUACCGAAAUGCAAACUAUACGUAUAUUAAUAAACAAAAUACAAUUCAGUGAAUAAUAUCCAUCAAGCUUUAUUUCUAGAAGUUCUUGACUGUGCGUACUCUGUUUAACAAAGGGUGUGAAAAUUUUACACGAGGGUAAAGCAACAAUUAAUAAACUAUUUCAACCACAAAACCUGUCGGUGUUUCUUCGCUUGUUGUUUAUUCCUAAUACAAGAGAUUUGCUGCAAUCCUCUGACGUUUUGGUAAGAGAAAGGCUUUUGCCGAUUAUGAGUGGUUGUGUUGACUGCAUACAUAGUCUGAUCAUAGUUGAAACGAAUAUUUUUCCUCAACUCAGUCGAAGAAGAAAGAAGAGCACUGUAUAUUGUUUGACAGUUUAGCUAAAUACUACAUAUUCAUUUUAAAGAAGUCUAAAGAAUGAAAAGCUUUCUUUAAUUGUGACGAUGAGGAUGCCCUGUUUAACCUGCAGGGUCUGGUACUAUGUCAAACCUGCACAGGUUAUUCUAGCCUUUGGACAGACCAAUUUAUUUAUUCUUCUGGAGCCGUAUUUUGAUCUUGUUAAUUAAUCGCUUA
Schistosoma guineensis is the source of this 1057-nucleotide messenger RNA. NCBI's taxonomy places the organism in Eukaryota, Metazoa, Platyhelminthes, Trematoda, Strigeidida, Schistosomatidae. The record is from the annotation of a GenBank genome assembly.